Parus major (Great Tit) is the source of this 934-nucleotide messenger RNA. Its product is annotated as leukocyte immunoglobulin-like receptor subfamily A member 1. The transcript is spliced from 5 exons. The coding region runs from base 169 to 903 and encodes 244 amino acids. The record is from RefSeq and is a predicted model, not a curated record. NCBI's taxonomy places the organism in Eukaryota, Metazoa, Chordata, Aves, Passeriformes, Paridae.
CAGAAACCCAAGCCCUGGGACAGAAGGUGGCUGUGGUGGACAGAAGGUGGUAACGAGGUCGUAUCAGGAGCCACAAGAAGCCACCCAGCUGCUCGGUGCCUCUGACCAAAGCCUUCCUCUGAAGAAGCCCUGCUUGAGCCGAAUACAGAGGGAGCCAAGAGGGACGUGAUGCUGCCUGUGACCCAUGUGCUGGCCUUUGGUGCUUGGCUGGUGGCACAGAGCGAGGCUACACUGAGUGCCCCCACAAUCUCCAUCUUCCUGAAGCCACCUGGGGUGAUCCCACUAGGAGGCUCCACCACCAUCUGCUGCAUUUGCCAGCACAGCUCUGGGAGCUUUGUGCUGUACAAGGGCAGCCACCGGCUCCAUACCCAGAGUGGCAGCAGGGCCGAGUUCUCCAUCUCUAACGCCACCUCCCAGGACAGCGGUACCUACAACUGCCAUUACCUGCAGGGAGGCACCGUGCUGGCUCGAAGUGAGGAACUGGAGGUCUUUGUGGAAGAGCUCUGUCUGCCCAGACCCCACCUCUCUGUCCUGCCUGGCCACGAGGUGACUGCAGGAGCUGAUGUGAUGUUCCGCUGCAGCUCCACACACCCCAGCACCGGCUGUUACCUGUACCUGGAGGGGCAGAUCCGAGCCCAGCUACUGCCAAGGGAACGAGGUGACUACAACCUCUCCCACGUGCAGAACGGUGACAGCGGCCGCUACAGCUGCCAGUGCUACACCAUCAAUGCUUCCAGAGAAUGGUCUGCUGUCAGCAACACCCUGGACUUGGUGGUGAGAGAUUACACUCUGUGCAACACCGUGCGCCUGGCGCUGGCGGCCGCGCUGCUGCUGCUGCUGCUGCUGCUGGGGCCGCUCACGGCCAGGGCAGCACGGAGCCGCUGCUGGAGGAGCCACUGCUGAAAGAACCACAGCUGGAGGAGCCACAGCUGGA